AUGGUGCAAACUUAUGGAGUGGUGGCGGACGGAAAUGCACAGGAGCCCGCUGAAUAUGUGCAUGGAACAGGUCAUGGAGAGUCGGAGUCGAGCGCGUUGCUGGGCGAGAGUGCAACCGGGACGAAACCCGUACCCCACGAAGGACACGCGACGAUAGGAAGUUGUGUUAGCAACUUAGCGAAUACAAUCAUCGGUAGCGGAAUGCUCACAUUUCCUAUGGCCAUGGCGUCGGCAGGUAUACUACCGGGAAUCAUUACCUGCCUGUUCUCUGGUUCCGUCGCGGUGUUUGGGCUGUAUCUCUUGUCUCUGUGUGCGACGAAAACACCGCACAGACGGGCAUCAUUCUUCGCAGUGGCCCAACUCACUUUCCCGAAAGCCGCGGUGUUCUUUGACGCCGCCAUCGCCAUCAAGUGCUUUGGUGUGUCCAUCAGCUACUUGAUCAUUGUGAAGGGUCUAAUGCCCAGCGUUGUCGCCUCGAUAUUCCAUGACCUAACCUCCGCGGAGACUAAUCCCCCGGAAUGGGCGUUAUCUGGCCGAUUUUGGAUAACCAUCUUUAUGCUUGUGUUGGUCCCACUGUGCUUCUUGAGACGGUUAGACAGCCUUAGACAUACGAGUUAUGUGGCUUUAUUCUCUAUUAGUUACCUUAUCAUCAUCGUCAUCUCGUGCUACUUCUUUCCCCCCAAGGGUUCCACUGAGCGCGGCGAAGUCCAUCUCAUCCAUUUCACACCUAAUUUCGUCUCGACAUUCCCCGUCCAAGUAUUCGCAUUUACUUGCGCUCAGAACCUCUUCCCCAUUUACAACGAAAUCGCCAGUAACUCCCAACGGCGGAUGAAUAUCGUUAUUGGGGCUUCCAUUGGUUCGGCAACGUUGACAUACGAGAUCAUUGCUGUUUUUGGCUACCUCACAUUUGGGUCCAAGGUUGGUGCGAACAUCAUUCAGAUGUAUCCGUCUACAUCGCUCUUUAUUGCCUUCGGUCAACUGGCGAUUGUCAUUAUGGUGCUAUUCUCGUACCCGCUGCAGGUCCACCCAUGCCGCAACUGCCUCGACAAGGUCUUCCAUGCAGGCGUCCCCCCGCCCGCCAAACUCUCAGACGAGGAUGAUGAGGACGAGAACAUCGACGAACUUCCCAGCGCUGACAUGACGCCCAUGAAACACACCCUCCUCACAGCCGCGAUAAUAGCCAGCGGCUUCAUGAUAGCAUAUUUUGUAGAUGAUCUUAAAAUGGUGCUGUCUUUCGUUGGAUCUACGGGAUCUACCACGAUCUCAUUCAUACUGCCUGGUCUGUUCUAUUGGAAGCUUACAAGGAACGACCCCUCGAGCAAAUUCCUUAAUCGGGCAGCUCUCGGUCUUUCGCUGUACGGUGCCUUUAUAUUUGUGUUCUGCCUGAGUUUCAAUAUCUACCAAGUGGUGUACCCCUCGCCCGAGGGCACUGCAGGCCAUUGA
Pleurotus ostreatus (oyster mushroom) is the source of this 1443-nucleotide messenger RNA. RefSeq lists its product as uncharacterized. The record is from RefSeq and is a predicted model, not a curated record. Lineage: Eukaryota; Fungi; Basidiomycota; Agaricomycetes; Agaricales; Pleurotaceae. Gene Ontology annotation, cellular component: fungal-type vacuole membrane. The transcript has 10 exons. Gene Ontology annotation, biological process: amino acid transmembrane transport. Gene Ontology annotation, molecular function: L-glutamate transmembrane transporter activity; L-histidine transmembrane transporter activity; L-tyrosine transmembrane transporter activity. The coding region runs from base 1 to 1443 and encodes 480 amino acids.